CACUGCCUCUGCCUCUGCCGCACGGCCAGUGCCACAGUUAUCAGUCGUCGCGUGUGCGUGGCCAUCAUUAGUCUUCAUUCUACUUUCGACGGUCUUUGUGUCAACAACGUGUUGCACGCUCUGCCACGCUCCCGCAUUACCGUUACACUUUCAAACGCGAGUCGCCACCCAAAAAGGUGGGUCGUUUAUCAAAGGACCCCAAGCAGUGCUGCUACGUGUCGCGUGUGUGUCUGUUUGUCGUGCAACAAGUCGCAGCUUUAAAUUAAAUUGCAACAAUCAAACAUCAAACAAAUAUCACAAAAGUGUCUAAACAGUGUGUGUCUGUGCGAUAGUGCCACAAUUCGAGGCAAGCCCCCCUCCCUCACCGCAAACAUUGGCAUUAGAUCGUGACGAGGCCUUUUUACCCAAGCACUCAAUCGAAAGGAGAGGAAAGCAGCUUGCCAUUGAAGUCUCCCCCCCGCCCCAAGGAAAAAGCAGGAAGGAAGAGGAAUACCGACACGAAAUGUUGCCGCAUCAUCAGCGCCAUAAUAUGGCGGCUUCGGCGGCUUCGGCGGCAGCUACGGUGGCAGUGCUGCUGCUGUUGGGCUGCUGCCUGAUGGCGCCGCCCACCGAGGCCCGUUCGAGCGACAAGGAGGGGCGCCGCAAUCGCAGCCGACAACAGGGAUCCGUGGCAGCCUCGGCCAGCACCAAUGGCGCCUACUAUGGCGCCUCCUCCUCCUCAUCGUCCUCUUUGACGGCCGCCAGCACUGGCUCUGGCUCUGGCUCUGGCUCUGGCACCGGCUCUGGCUCUGGCUAUGUGUUCAGCAGCAGCGCCUCAAUGGGCGGCGGCGGCGGCGGCAGCACUGGCUACAACGGACCCAUGGACUCCACCGGCUUCUGCACCCGCAGGCGCGACAUGAAGCUGAUGUGCUACUGCACGCCCGACGAGAACCAUGUGCCCGUGCAGAAGGCCGAGUGCUGGGUGUUCUCCGAGGGACUGCACCAGAACGACACCACCUGGACGCGAUUCUACCAGCAGAAGCGGCUGCGCGAGCUGAAGUUCGUGAUCCAGAACAACGCCCGACUCGACUACAUACCGACGAUGAUCAUUGAGCCGCUGAAGAACCUGAGCAGCAUCGUCAUCGAGUACUCGCAGGUGGAGAUCGUCAAGAGCUAUGCGUUCGCCAAUCUGCCCUUCCUCGAGCGGAUCAUACUGAACAACAACCACAUCAUGGCCCUCGACCAGGACGCCUUCGCCAAUCACAUCCGUCUGCGGGAGCUCAAUCUCGAGCACAAUCAGAUCUUCGAGAUGGAUCGCUACGCCUUCCGCAAUCUGCCGCUCUGCGAGCGUCUCUUCCUCAACAACAACAACAUCAGCACCCUGCACGAGGGCCUCUUCGCGGACAUGGCCCGUCUCACCUACCUGAAUUUGGCCCACAAUCAGAUCAAUGUCCUCACCAGCGAGAUCUUCCGCGGCCUGGGCAACCUGAAUGUCCUCAAGUUGACCCGCAAUAACCUCAACUUCAUCGGCGACACGGUCUUUGCAGAGCUCUGGAGUCUGAGUGAACUGGAAUUGGAUGAUAAUCGGAUUGAGCGCAUCUCCGAGCGUGCUCUGGACGGCUUGAAUACAUUGAAAACUUUGAAUUUGAGAAAUAAUUUACUUAAGAAAAUCGACAAUGGUCUGCUGCGCGGCACCCCAGCGCUGCUCUCCAUCAAUGUGCAGGCAAACAAAUUGGAAACGCUGACAUUCUACACGUUCCAGCCAAUUAUGGACAAUUUGGUUAACAGCACCAGUGAGCUGUUGGUGUCAGACAACAAAUUCAUUUGCGACUGUCGUCUACAAUGGAUCUUUGAAUUGAAAAAUCGCACACGUCACCUGCAGCUGCGUGACUCUCUGGACGAGCUCCUCUGCUCGCUGCCGGAGCCAAAGCUGGCGCAUUUCGUGGACCCAGUGCCCCCGAACAUCCUGGACGCGUUGAACGUGGGCGGCUUCACGGCCAUCGGCACGAACAGCGCCAGCAUGGGCGGCAUCGGCAACAGUGUGGUGGGCAGCAGCUACAGCAGCCUGGACGACCUGAGCAUCGGCGGAUCCUCCCGGAAGCACUCAUCGAGCAAGUCCCGCCAGGCCUUGCGCGGACAGCGCCAGUUUGCGGCCGAGAAUGUCGUCGAGGGCAAGAUGCGACGCAAGCGGCAGCAGGAGAAGCAGCAGCUGCAGCAGCAGGAGCUGGAGCUGGCCAAGGGGCAGCUGGCUGCAGUGGCGCCCACCCACAAGCGGUACGACUACUACGACGACGUCAACGGGGGACUGGGACUGGCUCUGGGCCACGAUCUGGACGACAAUCUGAAUCUGCACAAGCAGGGCGGCUCCUUCUACAGCCCCGGCACGGCCACCGGAACGAAUCACAACGAUGUGGAGGUGCUGAUGGGACCACACCAGUCGCCCACCAGUGGCGGCGACUCGCUCGACGCUCUGGCCAACAAGAACACGAUCAAUGUGCGACUCUUCCUGCUGAAGCCCGAGAUGCUGCCCUGCCACGACGAGCUGAGCGAUCCCACCGAGCUGCCCCUGUCGCGCGAUCUCAUGGAUGUGCGCAGCAAUGUCCAGGACUCGCCGUUGAGCGGUGCCCCGCGGCAGGACCUGCUCUCGGGACUGAUCCUCCUCUGCCUGCUGGCGGUGGCGGUCAGUCGGGGUUGAUUCGGCCACGAACUCUGCUCGUUCGCGAACGCUUCUGUAUUCUGCAUUCGGUUUGGUUAUUCAUUGUACAUACUCGAGAGCCUUCAUCUUCGGUAUGGAGGAGUGGCAGGAAGAGGAGGAGGAGGAGCAGGAGGAGGAGGAGGAGGAGGAGGAGUAAACGCAAAUAACCCUUUGGAAACGAGCUUCAUGAAACACGAGCGAUAUAAGCCUAAAGAGCAAACAAACGUCUUGUAAAUAUGUAUGUAAAAAAAAACGAAACAAAAUUCGAUUGAAGAAAACCUACUACUAUAAUCCUAGCUAAUGUUAGCUGUAAUGUUACGACUACUCUCGACUUUCGAUCCUAAAACUAGAAAAACUUGAGCUCCAAAAACUUUAGGAACAGCAACAGCAACAGAAAAACCCAACAGCAACAGAGAAUCCCAUAAAUGCAGAAACUUCUACGAAACCGAUACCGAAACCGAUACCGAAACCGAAACUGAUUGAUUGAUUGAUUGAACCUCCGAGCAAACUGGCGUUUCAUUUAAAGAGAGAAAAACUCUAACUAAAAACAAAACAAAAAAAAAAAAACUAUGAAAAAAAACCACAGAAGAAAAAACAGAAAAACCAAAAGAUACAUAGAUACACUCUACUACAUAGAUAUAGUUUAACAGAGAUAUAGCCAUGCAUUAUUUCGUUUACUUGAUCAAUGUACUACUCGUUCAACAGUAAAACACAAGUACAGUGAAACUUGGAAAGCGCUAAACGUCUUAGGGUAGGAGACAGAGACAGAGACAGAGUGGCAGUGGCAGUGUGGCAGUGGCAGUGACAGAAAAGAAUGAUGAGGCAUGCCUGUAAGAUAAACGCAGAAACCGCUGAAAGUUGCAACUCGAUAGACAGAUGGCAGACAGAUUAGCUGAUAGUCGAUAGUUGAUAACCGAUAGCCGAUAACCGAUAACCGAUAAGUGUAAUAGAAGACCCUGCUGGCAACGCACUGAGGGUCCAGUUCUCAUUAGGAUUUAAGAGUCUGCUUUUUAGUGUGUAAGUGCUUUGCUUUGCUAUCCCUAAAAACUGUCGCCUGAAUUUUUCCCACACCCCCACACCCCAACCCACCCCACUGCACCCCACCCCCUCAGAGAGUUGAGGGGGGGGAAACUACAUAUUUUCUGCUUCACUUUUACUUUUGCUUGCACCACACAGAAACCCCGAAUCAAUUCGAAUGGAAAUCAAGAAAAAUAAAAAUAUGAGUGGAAACAAUAAGAAAAAAAAAACCAAACACACACACACACAUUGCGAAUUUAUAUAAAACUCAUUUGAAUAGAUCGAAAUUAAAUAUAAAAAGUAAAAAAAAAAAGAAAUCCCGAAACCAGAACAAAAAAAAAUAAAACUGAAAGGAAAAAAAAAACAGAAAUAUGCAUAACGAUUUUUGUAGCUUAAGACUGAAUAUAUAAAGGUAAAUUAUGCUAAUAUAUACAACAACAACAAGAAAAACAAAAAGGAAAAAAAAACAUACAUACAUAUAUGAAAUAUAUAAAAUAUAUAUAUAUAUAUAAACCGAAAAAGGAAUACUGUACUGUAUUGUAUGUUUAAUUUUUUUUUUUUUGUAAUUGCAUAAUGAAUGCAAACAGCUGGGGGAAAAGGAAAGGGUAAUGCCAUUUAUAUGUAUAUGUAUAUGUAUAUGGGAAAGCACACAAACACACACAGACACACACAGAAACAGGAGCGCGCGAACGGAGGAAAAGUGCAGUGAAAAUGCAAAAAUAGAAAACCGAAAAACGCAAAACGAAUGACAGAUCCGUCGUGCAUUCGAGUUUGGUAUUUAAAUGCAUAUUACUGCAUAUUUAUUUGACAAUUUAUUACUUAUUUAUACAAUUACUUAUGCACAAAACUAUGAUUUAUAAAUUGAUAUGAAAAAGCCACAAGAAAAUACAAAUAUUUUGAUUAAUGUGUUUAAAAAUUCAUAAACAACAAAAAAAAAAA
This is a messenger RNA of Drosophila pseudoobscura, 4630 nucleotides long. It is a transcript of the gene Con, whose product is annotated as leucine rich repeat protein connectin. The coding region runs from base 503 to 2674 and encodes 723 amino acids. Lineage: Eukaryota; Metazoa; Arthropoda; Insecta; Diptera; Drosophilidae. The record is from RefSeq and is a predicted model, not a curated record. Gene Ontology annotation, cellular component: plasma membrane. The transcript has 5 exons. Gene Ontology annotation, molecular function: protein binding.